GCUUGAAUUUGUCAACAUCCGAUACCAACUCGGUCGCUGUGAUUGUGAAAGGUUUAAGAUUCUUUCCAUAUUUUAUAAAAAUAUAUUUAGAAUCGUCUAUUAUAUUAAAGUUAAAUGGAAAAGUGAUGAACAAUGUUUGUCAGUAGCUAAUAAUUUUAAUUCAAGAAUUUGUAGCAAGCAGAACAGCUGGACUUCGGUGGUUCAACAGUAAAAUGUCAUCGCCGUCCAAGCUUCGGUCCAAAAGACAAACUCGAUGCAAACGUCUGUUACAUAAACGACUGCCAAUUACAAAAUGGCUUCCAGAGUACAAUUCAGAGAAGGCUCUCGCAGAUUUAAUUGCGGGCAUCACAGUGGGUCUUACGGUUAUACCACAGGCUCUGGCAUAUGCCACACUAGCUGGGUUAAGUCCACAGGACGGUCUCUACUCAUCAUUCAUGGGAUGUUUCGUCUACAUAGUGUUCGGGUCCUGCAAGGACAUUACUUUGGGCCCGACCGCACUGCUGGCUCUCAUGACACACCAACAGAUACAGGACAGAAACCCUGAUUAUGCUGUAUUACUCUGCUUUCUUUCUGGCGUAGUACAACUUGUGAUGGGCAUAUUACAUUUAGGUGUAUUAAUAGAUUUCAUAUCGGUACCGGUCACAGUUGGCUUCACUUCAGCUACAUCUGUGAUUAUCGCUGUGUCACAACUCAAAGGCCUUCUAGGACUACAGUUCAAAUCUGGCCAAUUUUUAGACACCGUACAAAAGGUGAUAACGAAUAUACCAAAUGCGAGAAUUGCUGACAGCUCUUUAGGUAUAUCGUGUAUAGUGAUACUUUUAGUAAUGCGUAAAAUGAAAGACAUAAAUCUGCCUCCGAGUCAGAAAGGCUUAAAGAAAACUCUUUGGUUGCUGUCUACGUCAAGAAACGCUAUUGUGGUGAUAGGAUGCUCUUUAGCAGCGUUCCUCUUUGACAAAUAUUCCACUCAGCCUUUCAAACUCACAGGGACUGUUAAGGAUGGUCUCCCCUCUCUUCGCCUGCCACCAUUCUCCACAACCCUGGAUGACGGAAGACAAGUCAGCUUCAUGGAAAUGUGCUCAGAUCUCGGCUCUUCCAUAUUCAUAGUUCCUGUUAUUGCUGUAUUAGGCAAUGUGGCUAUUGCCAAGGCUUUCGCAAGCGGGGAGUCAGUAGAUGCUACACAAGAGUUGAUAACUCUUUCGUUCUCGAACAUAUUCGGUUCGUUUGCGGGUGCUAUGCCGAUCACCGGGUCUUUCUCCCGGAGCGCGGUGAACCACGCCAGUGGAGUCGCCACGCAGUUCGGUAGCAUUUAUACAGGUAUAUUGGUGCUGUUGGCACUGAGUCUGUUGACUCCGUACUUCUACUUUAUUCCCAAAGCGGCGCUGGCGGCCGUCGUGAUAUGUGCUGUGAUAUUUAUGAUAGAAUAUGAAGUAGUAAAACCAAUGUGGCGGUCUCGUCGAGCGGACCUCCUCCCCGCGUUCGCGACAUUCGCUCUAUGUCUGUCAGUGGGCGUAGAACUGGGCAUCUUAGCCGGGGUAGCUGUUAAUGUGAUACUACUGUUAUACCCCAGUGCUCGGCCCCAGUUGGAUGCUGAGAUUAUUACUAAUGCAUCAGGCUUCAGUUACGUUCUAGUAACAGUGGGCAACAGUCUAUAUUUCCCCGGAGUUGAGUACAUCAGACAGUACGUGGAGCGAGCUGCUAAGAAACAAGGCGGCUGCAGCAUGCCCGUCGUUAUAGACUGCCGAUAUGUGCUGGGAGCAGACUUCACAGCAGCUAAAGGCAUCUGCGCACUAUCAAGUUCGCUGGCAUCCCGAGGACAGCCGCUAGUGCUGCUGUCUCCCCGCGCCAGCGUCGCCUCCGUGUUCAGUGGCGCUGGCUCUAAUGUCGUCGUCGUGCUGACCAGCGCGGAACUAGACUCCACAUUACAUAGUCUUACCGGACAAAUCCCCCUACCAAUUCUAAACAACAAAGAACACACACCGCCUCCCAAGUACGACUCCCUAAAACAAUCCGAUGACGACAUCACGGAAAUCGUCAUUACAGAAGAACAAAACAGUGUCCCUUUGUUAUGCAAGAACGGGACGAGAUCUCAUCCGAGCGACGCUAAUGAUACGUGACGGUAAUACGUCGUAUUUUAAAUAAGAUUAGAUGUAUUUUGACUGAGGUUUUUUUUUUGGUUUAAGGCGGGAUUUGUCGUGAAGUAAGCUGCAACGUAUGUAUGAAAAAAUAUGUACAUUUGAGUCACUACAGAGCAAAAAUGUUGCGUUUGUGUACGUGCAAAUAUGUACACAGAAUUGAAAGUGAACUGGCUUGAGGCGCGGCUCAUCCCCAUAUUUUUACAAAGCCGUAUGAGGCUAAACUGGCUCAAAGUGCGGCACGCCCAACAUUUUUGUACACAACACUAAUACUGUAAUAGUUUGUACUUUAAAUUCAAUUUAAAUCCAUUACAAAAAUAUAUUUCAGCAAAAAUCCCUCUAUUAAACCAAUUAAACUUCAGUAUGUAAGUAUUAGUGUAGAUAGAUGUUUCGUACAAGUUCGACAAAGUUACCUUUUUGAAUAUAGUUCCUAAAGUAUGUUUAACCAAUAAAAAGUACUUAAAAAGUGAUUGGCUAAUAUGUGCCCUUUCUAAGUAUGAAUGCUGCCCUAAAUGUCAGUUUAGAAUAUUGACAUUUGUUAUAAAAUAAUCAAGCCGUCCGACUUAUUAGAAUCCUCUUAUCGUUCCAAAAUAUAUUUCAGGUUUGCUUUGCUAACCUUACCUACUGUUGUCUAUAGUCUACGGCUCUUCCAACUAUCCAACUUCAUACUUCCAAGAUUCCUUUUUAAAUUAUAUUUAACUAGCUUCUGCCAGUGGUUUCACCCUCAUCCCGAGAGAACUACAUCUCGCAACCAAACAAAACAUGGGCUUCCUCAAACAAAAAUAUUUCUUCCAAUUCCACACACUCUUUAGCCUAAUAUAGUAUAGUUAAAUGAGUCUGAAAUAACAUUUGGUCUAUAUGUAUGUGUGUCCUCCCGUAAAGUCUUUCCAAGUAGGUAAGUUAUUAAUUACUAUUGUCGAUCUUGUACAUGAUGAUGAAUAAAUUAGUUUAAGUUUAAAGUAGAUAAAUUAAUUUACUAUGUAUUUAUAUAUCUAGUGGCGUCCAACGCUAUAUGUUCAAUCUGACUCAUGCUCGACCUGUCGAAAGCACUCAAACAAUCAACUUUUUUUACAAAGAAUGUAUAUAUGAUCUGAAAUAUUGUAAUCUUAGAAAACUUUUCGAUAGUUCAAGCAUCAGUGAUUGUCUCUUUCGGCAAGUUUAAAUAACAUAUCAGCAUCAAGCAUUUUUUACUGCCCUGUUCUCAUUAUACUGAAAAUCCUUUAAUAUAAUUUUGCUGCCAGAAAAGUUGCCCGCAAAGACAAAAAUCUGCCAACUAUAUUUAUAUUGUACUUUGUAAAGUAUGCCCUCCCUAUUUAAUUAUUAUUAUUUAGUUAUAAUGGUACUACCGCCUAUUUUCACUAACAACUUAAACGUAAGUUUUUCGUAAAACAACUGUUUACUUCAAAUAUUGAACCUGAAAAUUCAUAGUAAACAUUUGUUUUAAGAAAACUGAUUUUUAUGCUGUCGGUGAACUUGGGCCUAGGUCUUUUAUAAUGCAAUACUUGUUAAGCCAAGUAGUUAGUGAAAAGUGUGUUUUAUACUGCUAAUUUUAUUAUGUAGUUCGGGUAAUUUUUGUGUAGUUUUGUGCAGUUUCAGAACGUGGUAAAUAAGUAAAUAUGUAUUUUGUCGGCAAAGGUAUGUCCUACUUAGAUAUUAUUUAAAACGUUUAUUUUAUCUUAUUGUAAUGUUCGAAUAUUGUCAGCUAAUUCUAUAAGAAAUGGAAUUAUUUGAUUUUGAA
Molecule: messenger RNA, 3870 nt
Organism: Helicoverpa armigera (cotton bollworm)
Lineage: Eukaryota; Metazoa; Arthropoda; Insecta; Lepidoptera; Noctuidae
Product: sodium-independent sulfate anion transporter
Exons: 13
Coding region: 213-2114 (633 amino acids)
Biological process (GO): transmembrane transport
Cellular component (GO): plasma membrane
Molecular function (GO): sulfate transmembrane transporter activity
Source: RefSeq, a predicted model, not a curated record